AUGGGCGUGCCUUCUUUCUUUCGCUGGCUCAUGAAGCGCUAUCCCCACGUCGUUACCGACUGCGUGGAGGAGGAGCACAGCGGCGAUGACGACAUCAACAAGAAGCUGGGACCCAACCCCAACGGCAUGGAGUUCGACUCUCUCUUCCUCGACAUGAACGGCAUCAUCCACCGCGCCACCCACCCCGAGGACGGGCCGGCGCCCGAGAGCGAGGAGGCCAUGAUGGAGGUCAUGUUCGCCUUCAUCGAGCGCCUCGUCAACAUCGUGCGUCCGCGCAAGCUGCUCUACAUCGGCAUCGAUGGCGUGGCUCCUCGGGCCAAGAUGAACCAGCAGAGGUCGCGUCGGUUCCUGGCCGCCAAGCACAGGCUCGAGGAGGAGGCCAAGGCCAAGGCCGAGCCCGCCGACGGCGGCAAACAGCCCGCCAAGCCCAUCUUCGACCACAACGUGAUCACGCCCGGCACAGAGUUCAUGGCUCGCGCUGCCGAGGCCCUGCGCGCCCACUUUGCCAGGAAGAUCAGCGCCGACCCCAACUGGAGCCCGUUGGCGGUGAUCCUCUCCGACUCAUGCGUGCCGGGCGAGGGCGAGCACAAGAUCAUGGAGUUCAUUCGCCACCAGCGCAUCCAGGAGGGAUACAACCCCAACGCCCACAUGGCCGUCUAUGGCUUGGACGCGGACCUCAUCUUUUUGACGCUCGCACAGCACGAGCCGCGGUUCUCGAUCCUGCGGGAGGAGGUGUCGAGCGUGACGUGCUUCGUGUGCCACAAGGUGGGCCACAUCUCCACGGACUGCCCGCAGCUGCACCCGGAGGAGCACAAACACGACGACGACGACGAGGAGAAUGACGAGCAGCCGCCGGAGCUGCGAUUCCAGUGGGUCCACACGCAGGUGCUGCGCGAGUACCUGGACCGCGAGUUCCGCCACCUGUCCCUCUCCUUCCCCUACUCGCUCGAGCGCGUGAUCGACGACUUCAUCGUCAUCUGCUUCCUCGCCGGCAACGACUUCCUGCCCCGCCUCCCCAGCGUUGCGAUUCACGAGGGGGCCAUCGACACGUUGAUCGGGGCCUACAAGCACCACCUGCCCCAGCUCGACGGCUACAUCUGCACCAACGGCAACAUCGACUUCAGGCGACUGGAGCACGUGGUGGCGAUGGUGGCGGCGUCGGAGGAGGCGGUGCUGAAGGAGCGCAAGAAGAACUUCCGCCGCCGGCAGCUGCAGGAGAAGGCCCUCCUCAGGGAGCUGGCCCAACGCGAUGACGACGAUGGCGAUGAUGGUGACGAUGAUGAUGACGGCGGUCACCGCCGGGGCAAGGGCAAGGAGGCCGGGCACAAGCUGGUGCGGUACAAGCGCAAGGAGGGCAAGCGGUCGCGGGAGGACGAGGCUGGCGAGAUAGAGAAGGAGUGCCUAGACGAGGACGAAGAGGAGGAGGACCUCGUGCGCAUCGGCGAGCGCGGGUGGAGGGACCGCUACGUCAUGCAGAAGUUCGGCGUGCCCUCGGCCAACCGCGAGUUCUACCAAGGGGUGGUGCGGGCCUACGUGGAGGGUCUGCAGUGGGUGGCGCGGUACUACUGGCAGGGGUGCGUGUCGUGGAAGUGGUUCUACCCGUACCACUACCCGCCCAUGGCGACGAUGCUGGAGGACAUCGGCCGGUUCCGCAGCGCCGAGGUGGUGGCGUCGUUCCAGCUGGCCGAGCCCUUCCACCCGUUCGCCCAGCUCAUGGCCGUGCUCCCCGCCGCCAGCGCGCACGCUCUGCCGCCUCCCUGCCAGGCCCUCAUGACCUCGGCCCAGUCCCCCAUCGCCGACUACUACCCGACCAAGAUCGAAAUCGACAUGGACGGCGUGAGCCACAACCUGGAAUGGGCCGGCGUCGUGAAGCUGCCCUUCGUCGACGAGAACCGCCUGCUCGCCGUCAUCAAGCCGCUGGAGAGCCAGCUGACGGCCGAGGAGGUCCACCGUAACUCGUUCGGGCUGCCGCGCCUGCUGAUCGGUCCCGCCAGCCCGCUGCACCACGCGCUCACCGAGAAGCGGCAGCCCACCGGCGGCGGCGCGAUCGACGACACCCGGGUGACCAUGACCAUGGCCGACGGCGACGGCUUCCUGGCGGGCUCGCUCAGGGUAGUGGCGGGCGCGUACGGCAACGACGAGGUGCUGGCGUGCGACUACUCGCUCCCGCCCCACCAGGCCGGGCUCGAGUUCGCUUCGGGCCUGCUGCCCAACGUCACCCUGCCCGAGCCGUGCCUUCGCUCGCUCGAGGGACGCGAAGGCGAUGAUGACGACGAUGACGAAGACGACGGCGACGAGAAUGGUGGCGGUUACGAUGGGGCGGUGGUGGCCGAGGGCGAGGCGGGAGGAGAGGCCGCGGCGGCCGGCGCGGCGGUGAGCAUAUACCAGGAGACGGCGGAGAGGAACGCCACCACCAGCCGCACCGAGGCCGAGGCCGAGGCCAAGCCCACAGCCACGGUCAUGGCGGUGAGGGACACCAGCAGCAGCCCAGCCACCACCGCGCCCGUGGUGGGCACGAGGGUGGAGGCCACAAGCAUGGCGACUGGUAAGUCUCAGACAGAGGCGACUCUCGUGAGGCGGCGAUUGUAA
Molecule: messenger RNA, 2589 nt
Organism: Acanthamoeba castellanii str. Neff
Lineage: Eukaryota; Discosea; Longamoebia; Acanthamoebidae
Product: zinc knuckle domain containing protein
Exons: 10
Coding region: 1-2589 (862 amino acids)
Biological process (GO): nuclear-transcribed mRNA catabolic process
Cellular component (GO): nucleus
Molecular function (GO): RNA binding; 5'-3' RNA exonuclease activity; zinc ion binding
Source: RefSeq, a predicted model, not a curated record